AGACAUGUUCGCUAUAAGGCCGGCUCUUGGAAAGCCAUCAUCAUUCAAGGGCACUUUCUAGCUCGAGAACAUGUCCACGAGAGAGGUUGCAACUGCUCUGUGGAGAAGGCUGCAAGGCAAGGUUGCAAUAAUCACAGGCGCGUCGGGAGGCAUUGGAGAGGCCACUGCUCGGGUAUUCGCAAAUCAUGGAGCCAAAGUCAUUAUUGCAGACAUUGCAGAUGACGCUGGUGUCAAAUUGGAGGAGCCCCUCUAUCCCUGGGCGACAUAUAUCCACUGUGAUGUGAGCAAGGAGCAAGAUGUAAGUGCGACCGUGGAUUUCGCCAUGGAAAAGCACGGAAAACUGGACAUAAUGUUUAAUAACGCAGGAGUCGUAGGCAUGCAGAAAGGGAGCGUGGUAGAGAAUGAUAUGGAGGAUUUCCAACGACUGAUGAAUAUCAAUGUAAAAGGAGUAAUGCACGGCAUUAAGCACGCUGCCCGCGUUAUGAUUCCCAAUAGAAAAGGUACCAUUAUCUCUACAGCUAGUAUUGCAGGAAUUUUGGGGGGAGUUACUCCUUACUUCUAUAAUGCCUCUAAACAUGCCGUUAUCGGACUGACUAAGAGCGGUGCAGCAGAGCUGGGGAAAUGUGGUAUACGAGUUAAUUGUAUUUCUCCAGCUGCAAUUGCCACAGAUCUGCUAAUGAAUUUAAUGGGAACGACCCCUUCAGCAGAGGCAAAGGCCGAGCUGGAGGCCGUGAUUGAGGUAGUAGCCCCCUUAAGGAAAGCCAGUCUUGAAGUAGAGGAUAUUGCGAAGGCUGCUUUGUAUCUGGCCAGUGAGGAUUCCAAAUAUGUGAGCGGUCACAACAUGGUGGUGGAUGGGGGAAGAACAGUCGUAUUAGAUGAUACCGCAGUGUUUGGAAAGUACUAAAGGUGAAUGUCUUAGAAAAAACAUGUAAGCCUACCUCUUUAAGUCAAUAAAUCAUUGACGUCAUGUUUUCA
Cryptomeria japonica (Japanese cedar) is the source of this 975-nucleotide messenger RNA. RefSeq names its product borneol dehydrogenase, mitochondrial. The record is from RefSeq and is a predicted model, not a curated record. The coding region runs from base 71 to 904 and encodes 277 amino acids. The transcript has 2 exons. Lineage: Eukaryota; Viridiplantae; Streptophyta; Pinopsida; Cupressales; Cupressaceae.